Messenger RNA from Onychostoma macrolepis, 1146 nucleotides. Its product is annotated as ribonuclease inhibitor-like. The record is from RefSeq and is a predicted model, not a curated record. Gene Ontology annotation, molecular function: protein binding. The transcript is spliced from 5 exons. The coding region runs from base 508 to 1116 and encodes 202 amino acids. Lineage: Eukaryota; Metazoa; Chordata; Actinopteri; Cypriniformes; Cyprinidae.
UACAUUUUAAAUUAAAUUUUUACAUUUUUAAUGUGAUUUUAAAGUGGUUCUAUAGUUGAUUCUGUAUCUUAAUUACAUUAAAAAUCACAAACCUUUGUUGUUGUUUUUUUGUUUUUUGUUUUUUUUUGGUCUGACUAAAGAUUCUCCAGACUUGAAAUGUAACUAGUAUCCUCAAAUCCUAGUUUUAGUUUAUGGCUGUAUAAUUAUUUAUUUGUUUUCAGGUUUUAGCAACAUUUUAUUUAUAGGACUGUAUGGUGUUUACUCAUGAUUAAUUUAACUCACACAUGAACAUAAUGUGUCUUUUCUCUUUCUUUCUUCAGUCUGUGUAGAUGCAGUAUUACAGAGGAACAGUGUCUCAUCCUGACUUCAGCUCUGAAAUCAAACCCAUCACACCUGAGAGAACUGAACCUGAGCAGGAAUCAAAUAAAUACAGGAGUGAAUCACUUGUGUGACGUACUGAAGGAUCCACACUGUAAACUGGAGAGAUUGAAGUUAAGUGACUGUCAAAUGACAGAUGAAGUUUGUUCUGCUGUGACUUCAGCUCUGAAAUCAAACCCAUCACACCUGAGAGAACUGAACCUGAGCAGGAAUCAAAUAAAUACAGGAGUGAAUCACUUGUGUGACGUACUGAAGGAUUCACACUGUAAACUGGAGAGAUUGAAGUUAAGUGACUGUCAAAUGACAGAUGAAGUUUGUUCUGCUGUGACUUCAGCUCUGAAAUCAAACCCAUCACACCUGAGAGAACUGGAGCUGAGCUGGAAUAAACUAGGAGACUCUGGAGUGAAACACCUCAGUGAUCUACUGAUGAACACACAAUGCAAGCUGGAGAAACUCGAUCUGUGUAGAUGCAGUAUUACAGAGAAACAGUGUCUCAUCCUGACUUCAGCUCUGAAAUCAAACCCAUCACACCUGAGAGAACUGGACCUGACCUGGAAUAAACUCGGAGACUCUGGAGUGAAAAACCUCAGUGAUCUACUGAUGAACACACAAUGCAAGCUGGAGAAACUAGAUCUGUGUAGAUGCAGUAUUACAGAGAAACAGUGUCUCAUCCUGACUUCAGCUCUGAAAUCAAACCCAUCACACCUGAGAGAACUGAACCUGAGCGGAAUCAAAUAAAUACAGGAGUGAAUCACUUAUGUGACGUAC